Lachancea lanzarotensis is the source of this 972-nucleotide messenger RNA. RefSeq names its product LALA0S06e04962g1_1 (gene AIM39). The transcript has a single exon. Bases 1 to 972 code for a protein of 323 amino acids. The record is from RefSeq and is a predicted model, not a curated record. NCBI's taxonomy places the organism in Eukaryota, Fungi, Ascomycota, Saccharomycetes, Saccharomycetales, Saccharomycetaceae.
AUGAUUAGGCUGAUUGCGAACACUUCUAACCGCAUUGUCACACGCUAUCCUGUAUUUUUUAAAAAACUUGACCGUUCACUUGCAACGCAAUCGCGAGAUCCCAAGCAUAUCUUUACGAACCCUUCAAAUAAUGAAAUUCUAGAUUCAAAACAUUUCUUCACCAGUCCCAACGCAAAUGUGGGGUCUGAAGAGGACCUGAUAGCUGCAACUAUCCAGGAAAGCAUUAAGUCGAAUCGCCGUAAAAAAUUCAAGCAUAUUUCCAGCGCAUUCGUAGUAGCUCUACUAACGACCAUACUAGGUUAUUCAGUUGGCUAUAAAGUGAUGUAUCUACACGAACAAGCCUUCAUACCGGCGUAUCCGGUACCUAAGAAACGCAGCUUCAACACCGAUGAGUUGAAAUCCAUCAAUGUGCGAGAAAUAGAGGAACUGGCCAAUUACAAGGUACUUGAACGAUUGUCAAUGCAUCCCAUGAUUAAAGAGCAAUACGGAGUUCCUCUGCAUCACGCCCCCGGGGUUCCACUUAGAAGUCGUAAUUUUUCAGUCUGGCAAGAAAAUCCCAACCCAUGCCUUGCUGGCAUUCUUGUGAAGCCCUACAACGCCCCAAAGGACCAGUCUGUCUGGCACACUAUACCCUUUAUGUUCAAAUGGAGACUUGUUCAUCGCUCUAUCGACGUGGUGGACUCUGUAAACCAGCUGUUGAGCCGAUUUGGCACUGAAACCACGGAUUUGCUUGAUGUGGUGAAUCCAAAUCGCGAAAACGGUGAUUUUAAAUACGAGAGGCCGCAACACUACUCACAAAGUCAUCAAGCGUCACAUCUGUGGUUUUUGGGCGAAAUGGAGCUUGAUGAAAAUUCCAUAAUUGUCUUUAAGGGCAGAUACCAUGUUGAUAUCAAAUUACAACAGGUAGAUCUUCUGCGGCGGGAAAAUAACGAACUUGUGCGUUACGUGCUGUACCAGGCGGACGAGAAAUAG